AUGAAUCUCGCAACUACUAUUCAACUAUAUGACUCAAAUAUAAUUGAUGAUGUGCAAUUAUGGUCAGAUACCCUGAAUUUUACUCAAGAGUUGACUCAAAUAUUUACUUCAAAUCUAUCAGUGCAUAAAGUUGGAAAUUACAUAAACUAUACCCGGUUACCGAUAUUCCUUUUUUAUGGUCAUCAUCGAUUAUGUAUAUAUUCCAGCAAUAAUUCCACUAAUGAUUAUUUUAAGAAUCACUUGGUAAAAGUAUCAUUAACUAAUCCAGAUUCCCAUUUGGGACUAUUAUUCAAGGUCACUAAUGAUACAUAUUUGGUAUUCUAUUUCGACUUUGAAUCCAAAACUAUCAGGGCCAUGAUGUUGAAUUUCACAUGCUUAAAUCAAUUAGAUGAUUUGGAUGACCUUGCGUCUCUGCCAGUUAAUUCAAUUUUAAGCUUUUCCAAAGAAAAGACCCCGUCAAUAUCAGCCACCACGGAGGUGUCGAGACAAAUCUUCGAUAAAGUACUUGAGAAGAAGAAGCAGCGUCAGAAUCCAUUUUUAGUACCCACUCCUCCAUCUCAAGAGAAUAACUCACUGGUUCUCACUACCCAAGAUCAAAUUAAUAGUGCGGUCAACAAGGUCAUUUUAUCUGGAUUAAGAAUACGAGGGCUUUCGGCAAAUCUUUGUGCUACAGCUAAUGAAAAAUUGGCAAUCAAAGAGAUACAUCAAAUGACAUACAAGGCAACUCUUUUCUCACUUCGUAAAUAUAAUUACAGUUUCCAUAAGAAGUCAGCAAACAAUAAAUCGAUACGAUUGAAUGAUAUACAAGUUAUAGUUGAAGGUCUCUUACAGGUAUUUGUAGAUAUAGAUAAUUAA
This is a messenger RNA of Hemisphaericaspora subhashii, 855 nucleotides long. RefSeq lists its product as uncharacterized. The record is from RefSeq and is a predicted model, not a curated record. The transcript has a single exon. NCBI's taxonomy places the organism in Eukaryota, Fungi, Ascomycota, Pichiomycetes, Serinales, Debaryomycetaceae. The coding region runs from base 1 to 855 and encodes 284 amino acids.